AUGGAAAUUCAAUAUUUAUUAGCUUCAAUAUUUUUAGUUGUGGGUAUCCUAAUAUACUCAUUGAAGUCAAAAUUUGAAAAGUCAAGAUAAAACUAAAAACCUUAAGAAGAUAAAAUAGACCUAGGAAAAAAGAUAAAUGGUUAAGAAAAAUUAAUUCCAAUCUCUAUAUAUUUUGGAACACAAUAAGGCACUGCAGCUCGAUUUGCCAAAUAAUUAUCUGAAGAAGGAAAAGAACAUGGAUUUUUGACAACAGAAGUAGAUCUUAAUGAAGUUGAAUUUGAUAAAGAGAUGAAAAAGGGAGAAUUUGGAAUUUUUUGCAUGGCUACUCAUGGGGAGGGUGACCCUACAGAUAAUGCAAAAAAAUUUAUAAGUUGGUUAUAAGAGCCUUAACUAUCUUUAAAAGAUUUUAAUUUUACUGUUUUUGGACUUGGUAAUAGGCAAUAUGAACAUUAUAAUAAAAUUGGAAAACUUACAAACAAUCUUCUUGAAAAGUAAAAUGCUAUUCGAUGUUACAAGUAUGGGGAAGGAGAUGCCAAUAGUACAUUAGAAGAUGACUUCAUAGAUUGGAAAAAAGACUUAUGGAAUGUUUUAAAGGGUCUGAUUCAUCCAACACCCUAAGGUAAAUAAAAAUAAUUCAAAUAUAGGUUCAACAUUUAAACUUGUAAAAAGUAAUAAAGAAGAAAUCAAUUUUGAUUAAACUCCUUAAGGGUAAUUUGAUUUUUAAACUAAAUAGUUUUUAAAAGCAAAAUGUAAAUUAUUUUAUUAAUUUAAGAUUGCCAAGUUGUAUCAAUAACUUAAUUAAGAUAAAAUCAAUAAGAUGGUUCAACACUAUAAAUAAUUUUUGAUACAGGUAGAGAAGGAAUAGAAUAUAAAACAGCUAUGAAUUUAGGAGUUUAUCCUGAAAAUAAUGAUGAAUAAAUUCUGGAAAUUGCUAAUUAUUUAGGUGAAAAUCUCAACACAAUCUAUACAUUGGAAUAAUUAGAAGAGACUAAAAAAGCAAAAAUGCCAUUUCCUUCUCCUUUAAGUGUUAAAAAGAUUUUGAAGCACUUUUUAGAUUUUAAUGGAUAAUUAAUGAAAAAUACAUUAACAAAGUUGGCUAAGAUUUCAAGUGAANAUCCAAUUUCAUUUUUUAAACAAUAAAUAAAUUUAAUCAUAAAAAAAACAAUUACGGUGUACAAAUACUUCAAAAUAACAUAGAAUAAGUUUAAAUGA
Paramecium pentaurelia is the source of this 1212-nucleotide messenger RNA. NCBI's taxonomy places the organism in Eukaryota, Ciliophora, Oligohymenophorea, Peniculida, Parameciidae. The record is from the annotation of a GenBank genome assembly.